Gekko japonicus is the source of this 1623-nucleotide messenger RNA. RefSeq names its product small nuclear RNA activating complex polypeptide 2 (gene SNAPC2). The transcript is spliced from 5 exons. Gene Ontology annotation, biological process: snRNA transcription. The coding region runs from base 161 to 1156 and encodes 331 amino acids. Gene Ontology annotation, molecular function: RNA polymerase II general transcription initiation factor activity. The record is from RefSeq and is a predicted model, not a curated record. Gene Ontology annotation, cellular component: nuclear body. Lineage: Eukaryota; Metazoa; Chordata; Lepidosauria; Squamata; Gekkonidae.
AAACGUGGUUUCAAGUUCAGGUGUGUCUGUAGGGCGGGGAAGCGGUGGAGAUUUGUCAGCAGGGCAGGCGAGGCGAGGCGUGGGGAUAGCGGGAGCUGAUAAGAUACUGCGGCGGCACCGUAUUCGGGGAGGCAAGUAGUUCUCUCCCGUUCUCCCUGGCAUGAAGCCGCCGCCAAGACGGCGUUGUGUUCCGGCUCGCUAUGAGCUAGGUCCCCUAGUCUACGCUUGGACAGCUCGAGAAAAGAGGGGCCUUCUCAAGGCCUUACGAGCUCACGGUCAGGGUCCUCUGCGCCCGGAGCUACUGAAGAAGUAUCUGCCUUCGAGAGAUGAGGCUGAGAUCUUGGCCUUCGUGCAGCAUCUGAAAGAAAGGGUAGCGAAGGAAGCAGUCAAGGCACAAUAUCAAUCUGUCAAGCAUCAACAGCAGAAUGGCCCAACUCUAGCGCCUAUUGAGGUAUGGACAGAGCUGGCUACGAAGUUGACAGGUAGUCUUGAGAACAGUGUGACAACUGCAUUUUCUCAGGUUCUAACUGUUGCAUCUUCUGAGCCCCUCAGCUUGCUUCAUUCUGUGCCCCCAAAGCCUGUGGAUGCAAAGACCAAACAGCGUUCAUCCCCAGGUGCACAUGAUGAAAGAAGGGAAGACUCUCAGACUGUGAUCCUCCCAUCAAGUGCAGAACAGGCUCCUGCAGAAGAGCAAGGAUUCCAUGUGGACUUUGAAAGUAUCUACAAGUACCUUUCCAUGCUUUCACGUGGGUCCAAAGCACCAGAACUCUCACCUGGAGAGGCAGCCGUGAUCCUGGAUCUGUUGCUGUCACUUCCAGAAGAGCUGGUUUCCCUAGAUAUUAAGAAGCUGAGGAGUCACAUGUGCAAAUGCUAUGUGGAAUUAAAUGGCCAUUAUGCUGGUGAGAGAAGCAGAACACAAGCAGAUUCAAGGCAGCCUAACAGCAGUAGCAUACAUUUAUGCAACACGUCUGUCCCUGUGUACCGGAUCACUAACUGCCAUCCACUGCAUAAAGAAGAUGCUAAUUCCACAGAUGCUUCCAGUGCUGAUGCUCUUGAGGCUUCUGGGAUGGACUGGAAGACUCUGGGUAUCUGUCCUUUGAACUCAUUCUUACUUCCUUUGGAUAUUUUGGCACAAAAGAAAAUGAGCUUGGACUGAGGAAAUCAGAUUCCGUACUGAACUGUCCUUUUUUAACUAUAUGUGAUAGUAACUCUGAGAAGGAAACCUAGAUAAUUGUCUUACCAUGGAUUUCAUAGGAGCAUUGAUAUUUUGUUCUGUGGACAAUGUUUGCUUGGUGUAAGUAUCCCGCAGUAGACUGUGUACAUUGCUUUGGCUUAUCUAGUAGCAAUAUUUCCUCUUGAUUAUUGCAACAGUUCAUUUUGCUAGACUAAUUGAUUCUAGCCUAGAGGAUUCAUACUGGCAUUUCUACUGCAUCUGGAAUCUUGGGGUUAGAAAUAGCUCCAACACAUAUAAUUGCCUUAAACUGCCUAUAAUUUAAGAUACUGGUGAUGAAGUCUGAGUUGUGUGAUCUCAUCACUCAGGGCAGUAGACAGACAUAUAGAAGACAGCAGAAGUUGUAAUACAGAACUAGAUAUGAAUAUUUUAAGGUAAAAACUAUCUGGAAG